Messenger RNA from Anolis sagrei ordinatus, 543 nucleotides. The record is from RefSeq and is a predicted model, not a curated record. NCBI's taxonomy places the organism in Eukaryota, Metazoa, Chordata, Lepidosauria, Squamata, Anolidae.
AUGACAUCUCAGCCUCAUCUCCCCAAAUGGACGCAGGGUGGCUUUCAUGGAGACCAAGCCCAGCAGAACCAAGAAUUUCAAGCUAAAAGACAACUAAAGCAUUGUGCGCUCUACCUGGACCAGUGUCCCCGCCAGCCGCUGGUGCCCAUCUACCUGUUGGUCCUGAGCGCCGUGUCCCUCCUCCUCCUCCUCCUGGGCUGCGUCUCCUGCAAGGAGGGGGGCUCCGACUGGCCCAGGGCCCUGGCCCACCACCUGCGCGUCACCUGCCUCCUCUUCCUCUGCGCCUGGUUCAUCGCAGGCAGCGUGUGGGUCUACUCCAUCUACCCGCCGGACUUUGAGGCGAAAGGGCCCCACGGCCGGGCCUUCUGCCAGCGCACGCUCUUCCUCUUUGCCUUCGGGGUGACCACCGCCCUGCACGCCGCCCUGGCCGCCGCCCUGUUCUUCUCCCUCUGCCUCCUGGGCGCCGUCUUCCUCUUUGGGGUCCUCCUGCCCCACGGUGGGCACGGGGACCGGGGCGGGCCAUAGGUGACCCCUACGGAGCAU